Messenger RNA from Peromyscus leucopus (white-footed mouse), 3735 nucleotides. It is a transcript of the gene Gli1, whose product is annotated as GLI family zinc finger 1. Gene Ontology annotation, cellular component: nucleus. Gene Ontology annotation, biological process: regulation of transcription by RNA polymerase II; smoothened signaling pathway. The record is from RefSeq and is a predicted model, not a curated record. Lineage: Eukaryota; Metazoa; Chordata; Mammalia; Rodentia; Cricetidae. Gene Ontology annotation, molecular function: DNA-binding transcription factor activity, RNA polymerase II-specific; RNA polymerase II cis-regulatory region sequence-specific DNA binding. The transcript has 13 exons. Bases 232 to 3564 code for a protein of 1110 amino acids.
CGCCGCACACCCCCCUCCCCCUGCCCAGUUUCCAACCCUGGACCACGCAUCCCGAGCCCUGCGCCCCGACGGAGUCUGUCUGUCUCGGGUCCCUUUGUCUGCGCCCUCCCACCUCUUCGAAACCUCUCCCUUUCUUGAGGUUGGCAUGAAGAGGCUGUUGUUGGGACGGCCAGCUGGAGGUCUGCGCGGUAGAGGGAACCCCAGUCUCCCUCAUCCUUCCCCCGAGACGCCAUGUUCAACUCCAUGACUCCACCACAAGUCAAUAGCUAUGGUGAGCCCUGCUGUCUCCGACCCCUCCCCAGCCAAGGGGUCCCCGGCAUGGGGACAGAAGGAUGUUCUGGCUUACCCUUUUGCCACCAAGCCAACUUUAUGUCGGGGCCCCAGGGUUAUGGGUCUGCCAGAGAGACCAGCGGCUGUGCCGAGGGGCCGAUCUUUCCUCCUCCCCGGAGUUCCGUCAAGCUGACGAAGAAGCGAGCGCUCUCCAUCUCGCCCCUGUCCGACGCCAGCCUGGACCUGCAGACGGUCAUCCGCACCUCACCCAGCUCCCUCGUGGCUUUCAUUAACUCGCGCUGCACAUCUCCAGGAGGCUCCUACGGCCACCUCUCCAUUGGCACCAUGAGCCCAUCUCUAGGAUUCCCACCCCAGAUGAGUCACCAAAAGGGGACUUCGCCGUCCUAUGGAGUCCAGCCCUGUGUUCCACAUGACUCUUCUCGGGGUGCAGUGAUGCUGCACCCUCAGCCUCGGGGACCACGUCCGACCUGCCAGCUGAAGUCGGAGCUGGACAUGCUGGUGGGCAAGUGCCCAGAGGAGCCUUUGGAAGGUGACAUGUCUAGCCCCAACUCAACAGGCACGCAGGACCCCCUGCUGGGGAUGCUGGAUGGGCGGGAGGACCUGGAGGAGAAACCUGAGCCCGAGUCUGUGUACGAGACUGACUGCCGCUGGGAUGGUUGCAGCCAGGAGUUCGAUUCCCAGGAGCAGCUGGUGCACCACAUCAACAGCGAGCAUAUCCACGGGGAACGGAAGGAGUUCGUGUGCCGCUGGGGGCGCUGCUCCCGGGAGCUGAGGCCCUUCAAGGCCCAGUACAUGCUGGUGGUGCACAUGCGCAGACACACGGGCGAGAAGCCGCACAAGUGCACGUUUGAAGGCUGUAGGAAGUCGUACUCGCGCCUCGAGAACCUGAAGACGCACCUGCGGUCGCACACGGGGGAGAAGCCUUACAUGUGUGAGCAUGAGGGCUGCAGCAAGGCGUUCAGCAACGCCAGCGACCGCGCCAAGCACCAGAAUCGGACGCACUCCAACGAGAAGCCGUACGUGUGCAAGCUCCCCGGCUGCACCAAGCGCUAUACAGACCCCAGCUCACUCCGCAAACACGUCAAGACAGUGCACGGUCCUGACGCCCACGUGACCAAGCGGCAUCGAGGGGAUGGCCCCUUGCCGCGGGCACAGUCCCUCUCCACGGUGGAGCCCAAGAGAGAAAGGGAAGGGGGACCCAUCAGGGAAGAGAGCAGAUUGACUGUGCCCGAGGGUGCCAUGAAACCACAGCAGAGCCCUGGGGCACAGUCCUCCUGCAGCAGCGGCCACUCCCCGGCCAAUACGGACAGCGGGGUGGAAAUGACGGGCAACGCGGGGGGCAGCACUGAGGACCUGUCCAGCCUGGACGAAGGCCCUGGCGUGGCGGGAGCUGGACUUUCCACUCUUCACCGCCUGGAGAACCUCAGGCUGGAUCAGCUGCAUCAGCUCCGGCCAGGAGGAUCCCGGGGUCUCAAACUGCCCAGCUUGACCCACGCUGGCACGCCCGUGUCGCGCCGUCUGGGCCCCCCAGGCUCCCUGGACCACCGCAGCCCCAGCUCCAGCAGCAUCAGUUCCGCUUACACCGUCAGCCGCCGCUCCUCCCUGGCCUCCCCCUUCCCUCCCGGAUCCCCACCAGACAACGGGGCGACCUCCCUCCCGGGCCUCACGCCUGCCCAGCACUACAUGCUCCGUGGUGGCGCGAGGUACGCCGCCGCGGGGUCAGCCCGGGGGACCGGCACCCCACCCGCCGCCGCCGCCGCCGCCGCAGCACACGGCCCGGAGCGCAUGGGGGCUCCGCCUGUACCUCCUUGGAGAAGCCGAGCCGAGUACCCGGGGUACAACCCCAACGCAGGGGUCACCCGGAGGGCCAGUGACCCAGCCCGGACGGCCGACCACCCUGCUCCAGCCAGGGUCCAGCGGUUCAAGAGCCUGGGAUGUGUCCACACGCCCCCGGGUGUGGCGGCGGGACGGAGCUUCGAUCCCCACCUCCCCACCUCGGUCUAUUCGCCGCAGCCCCCCAGCAUCACUGAAAACGUUGCUAUGGAUACCAGAGGGCUGCAGGAGGAGCCGGAAGUUGGGACGACUUCCGUGAUGGGCAGUGGCCUGAACCCAUACAUGGACUUCUCGCCGGCUGACAGUCUGGGAUACGGGGGACCCGAGGGAAUGGCCGCGGAGCCUUAUGGACCUAGGGGUCCAGGUCUCCUGCCUCCUGGGACUGGUUCGCUGACCAACUAUGGCCCUGGCCACUGUGCCCAGCAGGGCUCCUAUCCUGAGCCCACCCCGGAAACGUGGAGUGAGUUUCCUUCCCAUUCUGGGAUGUACCCCGGCACCAAGGCUCCAAGCGGAGCCUAUAGCCAGUGUCCCCGACUUGAACAUUAUGGGCAAGUGCAGGUCAAACCGGAACAAGGGUGCCCCGUGGGGUCCAACUCCACCGGACUGGCACCCUGCCUCAAUGCCCACCCCGGCGAGGGGUCGCCCGGCCCACAACCUCCAUUUUCACAUUUUCGCCAGCCCUCUCCUCCCCAGUACCCCCCGUCGGGUCCCUAUCCCCGGCCUCCCCAUGAUUAUCUUCCGCCGCCGGAACACAGGCCUGGCCUCAGUUUUGACCCCUCCUCUCCUUCCACGGGGCAGCUCAAAGCUCAGCUGGUCUGUAAUUACGUCCAGUCCCAGCAGGGGUUGCUGUGGGAGGGUAAGGGCCGGGGAGCGUUCCCCGACCAGGAACCUCCCUAUCAGAGCUCCAAGUUUCUGGGGGGUUCCCAAGCUCAUCAGAGCCCCGCCAAAGGGCCAGCAGCUCCGUAUGGAUCUGGCUUUGCACCCGCUUUGGCCAGUCACAAGUCAGGCUCCUUUCCCACCCCUUCGCCAUGCCAAGAGACUUUUGCAUUGGGGGCGAACCGGCCUAGGCCAGCGGCAGCACCGCCCCGGCUCCUGCCCCCACUGCCCUCCUGCUACGGACCCCUCAAGGCGGGGGGCACCAACCCCAGCUGUGGACAUCCUGAGGUGGGCAGGUUGGGCGCCGGCCCCGCCUUGUACCCGCCCCCUGAAGGGCAGGUGUCCAACCCUCUGGACUCUCUUGACCUGGACAGCACGCAGCUGGACUUUGUGGCUAUUCUGGAUGAGGCCCAGGGGCUGAGUCCUCCUCCUUCCCAUGAGCAAGGGGACAGCUCUAAAAAUACCCCACCUCCCUCUGGACCUCCCAACAUGGUGGUGGGUAACAUGAGCGUCUUACUCGGGUCUCUGCCUGGAGAGACCCAAUUCCUCAACUCUAGUGCCUAAAAGGAUAAGGAAUCCCAACCACAUGUUUCCUAGGCGGCUACAUGAGAUGCCCAGGGAUGGAAGGUUUGGGCUGGGGACUGUAUUUAGUCUAUGUAUGUUCCAGAAAGAAAAAACAAAAACAAAAACCUUUAAUAAUGACAGUUUCCUGAAAAUAAAGGAUGCUGAGAAUAA